Molecule: messenger RNA, 558 nt
Organism: Thyridium curvatum
Lineage: Eukaryota; Fungi; Ascomycota; Sordariomycetes; Thyridiales; Thyridiaceae
Exons: 1
Coding region: 1-558 (185 amino acids)
Source: RefSeq, a predicted model, not a curated record
AUGACGAUACCGGAUGUCGACGAUCGGGAGGUCUUCCUCUCCUUCACCCAGCUCCCCGAGGUCGGUCAGUCGCCUACACCAGACCAGCAGCAGCAGCCAUGGUACCUCGUGGCCCAAGUCAAGGAUGACAUGACCAUCAACAAGCCCACCCUGGUCCUCACCGACAGGGACGGCUCGCCGUUCGCGCUCGUCUUCGAGGGCCUGGAGCGCGACGGCCUGGACCUGAAGAGGCUGGGCCUCAAGAAGGGCGCCACGGCCGUGGUCCCGCGCGCGCGGCGCACGCCGCCCAAGGAGGCCGGGAAGCGGGGCUUCGUCGCCGUGGAGAAGGGCAGGGCGGCCGAGGUCAGGGCCGUCCCGGGACCGCUGGAGGAAGCCUUGGAGCUGGCGAGGCGGAUGCGGGCCAUGGACGCGGCCCGGGAGGCCGGGCAGGCGGAGGACCCGUGCGCUGGUGGGUGCGGGAAGGGCGGGGAGGGCGGCGGCCUGGUCAAGUGCACCGGCUGCGGCAGGGUGCGCUAUUGCGGCAAGGUGAGUGAAAGUAGUACCUCCGGUGAAGGCUGA